Molecule: messenger RNA, 1274 nt
Organism: Schistocerca cancellata (South American locust)
Lineage: Eukaryota; Metazoa; Arthropoda; Insecta; Orthoptera; Acrididae
Product: centrosomal protein 20-like
Exons: 5
Coding region: 232-642 (136 amino acids)
Biological process (GO): cilium assembly; microtubule anchoring
Cellular component (GO): ciliary basal body; motile cilium; centrosome
Molecular function (GO): protein binding
Source: RefSeq, a predicted model, not a curated record
GAGAUUCUGAUGGCCGAACUGAGAGUUGAAACCGAUCCUCCCGAAUGGGGCGCCCCACAUUAGGCGUAGUUAACAUCUGUCUGCAUGCUACUCGAAACCCAAAUUUUCUAAACAAGACAAAGGAAUGUGUUUUUAAGAUCCUGGCGUCAGAGAUAACUUACCAUAGAGAAACAAAUCAAGGAGUGGUAGCGAGAAGUUGUCACAGCUACUGCGAAGGCGGCGAUACGAAAAAUGGAUUCAGAGCGGGAGCUGUAUGAAGCUUUAAAGGAAAACUUGGAAUCAUCGGGAAGCCUGCGCAAAGUGAGAGCCGAAGUAAAAUCAGAAAUAAUGAAAGUUUUCGACACUAAUCCGCAGCCACGGGAUAAACCAGAAUUGCCCGAAAGUCUACUACUUAUUAACAGUUUAAUUCAAGAAUACUUGGAAUGGAAUGGGUACAUGUAUACGUCCCAGAUUUUAGCCGAAGAGUCCGGAAUGACAAGCAAGACAUACAGUAGGCAGAGUAUGCAGAAAGAACUACAGGUUUCAGAAGACGAAAAUACUCGAAAACUGAGGCACCAUAUUGACGAUUUAUACUGCAUACAAGAAAAGAGGAAAAGGCUCAUCCACUUAGUUGUGACACAGUUGAAAGUGUGUGUCGAGUGAUAGCACAGACAGGCAUUGAAAGAAGACUGUGAUGAAAAAUAAGAAGAUAACAGCUGCAGAAGUCACUGCAGAACUGAAUGUUGCACUCACAAACUCACUCUGUCAGCACCAAAACAGCAUAAAGGGAACUCCAUAAGCAGAGAACUGCAGGGCAAGCUGGAAUUACAAAGCCAUUCAUCGGUGAUAAAAAUGCCUGUAACAGGAAUACAUGGUACUGGAGCCAUAAAACCUGGACUAUGGAGCAAUAGAUUAUCACCAUUUGGUCUUAUUUCACACUGUUUUUGACGUACGGGAAAGUAUACAUCCCAAGAAUGGAACAUGACAGGUGCUCUGUGAAGAUUUGGGCAGCCAUAUUGUGGUAUUCCAUGGGCCCCAGCUUACUUUACAAGGCACAUUACUGCUAAGGAUUAUGUGACCAUUUUGGCUGUUCAGGUGCAUCACAUGGUACAAUGUUUGUUCCCAGAUGGCCUUGCUAUCCUCCAAAAAGACAGGGCCUCUGUUCAAACAGCUAUCAUCUUCCAGGACUGAUUUUGUGAGCACAAGGAUGAGUUGUCACAUGUGCCCUGGCUGUCACUGUCACCAGAUCUCAAUGUUAUUAAGCGUUUAUGGUCUCCUUUGGGGAGAGAGAGAGA